Leopardus geoffroyi (Geoffroy's cat) is the source of this 3134-nucleotide messenger RNA. RefSeq names its product short chain dehydrogenase/reductase family 42E, member 2 (gene SDR42E2). The record is from RefSeq and is a predicted model, not a curated record. Bases 387 to 2186 code for a protein of 599 amino acids. The transcript has 11 exons. Gene Ontology annotation, biological process: steroid biosynthetic process. Lineage: Eukaryota; Metazoa; Chordata; Mammalia; Carnivora; Felidae. Gene Ontology annotation, molecular function: 3-beta-hydroxy-Delta5-steroid dehydrogenase (NAD+) activity.
AACCCUCCCCAUCUUCCCAGUCAGAAGCGGUCACCUCCAGUGUGCUGGGGUUCCCCUGGGCAUGAUUUACUCUGCCUUCCUCUGGUACUACAUGGGAACGGGGAUUUUAAGGAACUGGUAGAGAAAUUAGGAAUGCUUGGUGUAAACCUCAGCCAUGCAAUGUGACUUUGGGCCUCAAUUUCCCCAGCUGUAAAACACACGGGAGGCAGCAACCACCUUGAAAGUUCUCAAAAUUCUGAAAGGGACAGGUUCAAAGGGUCUCUAAGCACCCCCAGGAGUUCCCCUUAGUCUGAUAAUCCACAUGACUUAAGACAACUCUAGAAUGUUCUUUCUUUUAUUUUUCUCUACAGGUGGACAGAUGCUGGGUCUGCAUGGCUCAGUAGAGAAUGAAGCCCAACCCAGCAGGCUCCUCCCCAGAGGCCUGCAGAGCUGCAGGCCAGGGAGAGAAGAGCUGCCCCGUCUGCCGGGCCUGGGGAGGAGUCUCAGGCCUGGGGUCUGAGUCAGGGCCUGGCCCGGGGCCUGGUGCAGUUUCAGGGCCUACUACUGUUCUGGGGCCUGGGCCAGGGCCUGGGGCUGUGUCAGGACCUGGGCCGGGGCCUGGUGUGGUUCUAGAACCUGGACCAGGGCUUGGUGCUGUGACCAGACCUGGACCAGAGCCUGGUGUGGUUCUAGAACCUGGACCAGUGCCUGGUGCUAUUUCAGGACCCAGACCAGUGCAUGGUGCUGUGUCCCUACCUGCACCAGAGUCUGGUGCUGUUCCAGGACCUGGACCAGGGUCUGGUGCUGUGUCUAGACCUAGGCCGGAGCCUGGUGCUGCUUCAGGACCUACGCCAGGUCUGGGGCCUGGGUCAGAAGCUAGGUCAGUACCUGAGCCAGUACCUAGGCCAGGAGCUGCACCGUUACCUGGGCCAGGGGUAGAGCCUGGGCCCAGACGGGGUUCUGGAAUUGGGCCCAAACCCAGUGAGCCAGAGACAGCCCCAACACUAGCACCACAGCAGAAGACUCAGGCCACACCCAUGCAGGCCCCUAGGCAGAAGGUUCUGGUGACUGGAGGAGGAGGCUACCUGGGCUUUAGCCUGGGUUCUAGCCUGGCCAAGAGUGGCACUUCUGUCAUCCUGCUCGACCUCCGCCGACCACAGUGGGAGCUGUCCCCGGGGACCAAGUUCAUCCAGGCCGAUGUCCGAGAUGAAGAAGCCCUGUAUCGUGCCUUCGAAGGGGUGGACUGCGUCUUCCACGUGGCAUCCUAUGGGAUGUCUGGUGUUGAGAAGCUGCAAAAAGAGCAGAUUGAGUCUAUAAAUGUUGGAGGCACCAAACUAGUAAUCAAUGUUUGCGUCCGUCGGCGAGUUCCAAGGCUCAUCUACACCAGCACUGUCAAUGUCGUGUUCGGCGGGAAGCCCAUAGAACAGGGUGAUGAGGACUCUGUGCCAUAUUUCCCACUGGAGAAGCAUAUGGACCACUACUCACGAACCAAAGCCAUCGCUGACCAGUUGACCCUCAUGGCCAAUGGCACACCUCUCCCAGGAGGAGGCACUCUGCGGACGUGUGUGCUCCGGCCCCCGGGGAUCUAUGGCCCUGAAGAGCAGAGGCACCUGCCCCGUGUGGCGAGCCACAUCAAGAAGAGACUAUUCAUGUUCCGAUUUGGGGACCGCAGGACACAGAUGAACUGGGUCCACGUGCACAAUCUGGUGCAGGCACACGUGUUGGCAGCCGAGGCCCUCACCGUGGCCAAGGGCUAUGUAGCUAGUGGCCAGGCGUACUAUAUCAAUGACGGGGAGAGUGUCAACCUCUUCGAGUGGAUGGCCCCACUGUUUGAGAAGCUAGGGUACAGCCAGCCCUGGAUCCAGGUGCCCACUUCCUGGGUUUACCUAACAGCUGCGGUGAUGGAGUAUGUGCACCUGGCCUUGAGGCCCAUCUGCAGCGUCCAACCACUGCUCACCCGGAGCGAGGUGCGCAGCGUGGCCGUGACGCACACCUUCCAGAUCGCCAAGGCCCGCGCCCAGCUUGGCUACGCGCCAGACAAGUUCCGCUUCGCCGACGUCGUCGAGCAAUACGUGAGGUCUACGAGCCGGCGGUCCCGCGGCUCCACCGCGCGAACACUCCUACGGUUGCUGCUCGGGCUGCUGCUGCUGUUCGGGCUGCUAGCCCUGGCCCUACAUCUCGCAGGCCUGCAGCCGUCCAAUGUCUGACCUGCGCCACUGGCCACUGCCUCCUCUUACCCAGCUUCACCUUCUGGGCUUGGACCCGCCCCCGAACCACUGCCCCGGCCACACCCCGCCCCCUGGGCUUGGGCCCACCCGCUGGGUCUUGACUCCGUCCCUGCCCUGCCCCCACCCCAAGCUUGGGCACGCCUCUGCUCCUCCUCUUGAGCCACGGCCCCGCCCUGGCCCCGCCCUCUGGGUCGCCCAGGCUUCAGGCCUGGCCUAGCGGGGUUACCGAGGAGGUAGCCGUAAGGCCUCCUCCGCCUUCUAGGCUUUCUCCCUCUGCUCUGCCCAGAACUAGCCCGACCCCGGAUUCUCCCCUGCUUUGGUUCCGCCCUGUUUCUGGCCCUACCGGUAGGAUUGAGCCUUCCCCUUCGUUUCUCCUUCCGGGACUGGCCUUGUUCCUCCUUCUGGAUCCGGCCCCUCCCCUCUCCUGCUUGUAAUUCUGCCUAGCCCCGCCCUCUCCCUCUCUGGCUCCACCCCCUCCCCAGCCACGCCUCCUAGGUGAGCGCUUAGGGCCUGGCCGGAGUCACCUCCAGCGGCUAAGUGCUGGCGGGGGUGGCAUUUGCAGCUGUUGCCUCUCUAGAGACAUUGGACCGUCCUCACUGCCCAGGCUCCUUUCUGCUUGUCCUGAGACAGUCUUGGGAUCUUGGAAUAGACCGAUUCUAGGAGAAUUGCUUUUGAUCUGCUACCUUGAUGUUUUGGUUUCACUCAGUCAUACACUUCUCCCUGUGUGAUGAUAGCCAGGGUUGGAGGGACACCGGAGACCCAGGCUUCUGCCUAGCCAGACCUGGCCUUUUGGGUUUCCAGUUUAUAAGUCUGGGGCUGAUAAUAAGCACAGGCUUCUGUGUCAGAAAAGAUCUAAAACAAAACAAAGCUUUUUAAGGUGGUCAAAAGAUACAAACUUCCAGUUAUAAAAUAAAUAAGUUAUGGUGA